ACCAUCACAAAUCUCUCACACCAAGGGUACAUUUACCAAUCAGCUGAUUAGUGAUUACUUUGACAUUGGAGUGACAUUUUGGGCAUAGCGAAAACGCUGCAGCAAUCAUCUGGCAAUAUUUUUAUUGGUUUAGUUAAAAAAAUAAAAAUCACGCAGAAAAACAAAUCUUAUAUAAGGAUAUCGCAGUGAGGGCUGCAAGAGUAUCCGAAGCACCCCUAGAUAUUGUUCUUCAAAUAGUUUGAUCUCACUUGCACUUAUAAAAGAAUUGAUAUUUUGAAAAAUGCGAUCCCGAAGCAAUUCAGGCGUCCGCCUGGAUUAUUAUCAGCGUAUUGUUCACCGUCUGAUCAUGGCACACCAGGAACCUGUAACUGGAUUAUUCCCAGCUUCCAAAAAUAACAGCCAUGCUUGGAUUCGUGACAAUGUCUAUUGUAUUCUGGCUGUAUGGGGUCUGUCAAUGGCUUAUAAGAAGAUUGCUGAUCAAGACGAGGAUCGUGCCAAAUGCUACGAACUAGAGCAAAGUUGUGUAAAACUAAUGCGAGGCUUGCUUAUGGCAAUGAUGAACCAAAAAGAUAAGGUGGAACGCUUUAAGAUGACACAAAAUCCAUUAGACUCGUUGCACGCAAAAUACUCGAGUAAAAACGGGCAGCCUGUGGUCGGAGACGGCGAAUGGGGUCAUUUACAAAUUGAUGCAGUUUCGCUGUAUCUUUUGAUUUUGGCGCAAAUGACAGCAUCUGGAUUGCAAAUUGUAUUUUCUCUGGACGAAGUAUCUUUUAUACAAAACUUGGUCUUUUACAUCGAGUCUGCAUACUGCAUUCCCGAUUAUGGUAUAUGGGAGCGAGGCGACAAAACAAAUCACGGCGAACCUGAACUAAAUGCUAGUUCUAUCGGCAUGGCUAAAGCAGCUUUAGAAGCUAUGAACGAAUUGGAUUUAUUUGGGGCUCGAGGUGGCCCAGCAAGUGUUAUACAUGUUUUAGCAGAUGAAGCGCACAAAUGUCAAGCAGUUUUGCAAUCCAUGCUGCCACGCGAGUCAAAUAGCAAAGAACUGGAUUCAGGAUUACUAUGCGUAAUAGGUUUUCCGGCUUUUGCCGCUGAUGACCCCCAACUGAUCCGUAACACAAAAGAUGCAAUUUUGUCUCGACUUCAAGGAAAGUAUGGCUGCAAACGCUUCCUACGGGACGGUUAUCGUACGCCCAAAGAGGACCCAACCCGAUUGUACUACGAACGAUGGGAGUUGCGCAUGUUUGAAAACAUUGAAUGCGAGUGGCCGUUGUUUUAUUGUUAUCUUAUACUAUUCCAUUCUUUUCAAAAUGACAAAUUGUCCGUUAAAGAGUACGCUGAUCGCCUUGAGAAAAUUAUGGUCCGAUCAGAAGAUGGAACUUUGCUUAUACCAGAAAGUUACGCAGUCCCAAUUGACUUAGUACCGAAUGAGUAUCAACAUCCCGGUUCUCAACCACGUGAAGUUGUGGGCAGAUGUCCAUUUCUUUGGGGUCAAUCUUUAUUUAUAUUAGGCCGCCUUUUGCAGGAGGGCUUUUUGGCAGUUGGUGAGCUAGACCCUCUCAAUCGACGUUUGGGUGCUCAGAAAAAACCUGACGUAGUUGUUCAAGUGGUAAUCAUAGCUGAGGAUAACGAAAUACGUGACAAAUUGACGGAACAUGAUUUACAUGUACAAACAAUAGCAGAGGUAGCGCCAAUCGAAGUACAACCGGCGCGAGUACUCAGCCACUUAUACACGUAUUUAGGUCGUAAUCGCAAAUUAGGGUUAACUGGGCGUAAGUCUCGAGAUGUCGGUAUAUUGAGCACAAGUAAAUUAUACUCUCUAAAGGACCGUAUAUUUGCGUUUACACCACAA
Messenger RNA from Rhagoletis pomonella (apple maggot), 1849 nucleotides. RefSeq names its product probable phosphorylase b kinase regulatory subunit alpha. Lineage: Eukaryota; Metazoa; Arthropoda; Insecta; Diptera; Tephritidae. Gene Ontology annotation, biological process: glycogen metabolic process. The record is from RefSeq and is a predicted model, not a curated record. Gene Ontology annotation, cellular component: phosphorylase kinase complex. Gene Ontology annotation, molecular function: calmodulin binding.